Molecule: messenger RNA, 5503 nt
Organism: Archocentrus centrarchus (flier cichlid)
Lineage: Eukaryota; Metazoa; Chordata; Actinopteri; Cichliformes; Cichlidae
Product: protocadherin alpha-C2-like
Exons: 3
Coding region: 131-2578 (815 amino acids)
Biological process (GO): homophilic cell-cell adhesion
Cellular component (GO): plasma membrane
Molecular function (GO): calcium ion binding
Source: RefSeq, a predicted model, not a curated record
AUGGCCUACUGCAGCCACAGAUACAAGUCGCGGACGCAAGAAUGAUACCGGCGCUCCCCUACAUCAAGACAACUUGAGCGUAAGGACGGAUUUGUUUCAUUAAUUUCUUUAAAAGCAAAACAAAAACAAAAUGAUGGCGCUUAUCACUGCGUCUUUACGGACACGGUUAGUCGUGGGUGUUUUUUCGUUCAUUGCAAUGUGGGGAUUUGCGCUCUCCAUCACUCGGUACUCUAUUCCGGAGGAAAUGGAAGAGGGUUCCUUUGUUGCUAAUCUGGCCACAGAUCUGGGUCUGGAUGUUCGUAGUUUGGAGGAGCGCAAAGCAAAACUCGAUGUCAUUCACAGUAAAAAUUAUCUUGACAUCAACAAAGACACGGGGGAGCUGGUAAUCCGCGAAAAGAUAGACCGGGAAAGCAUAUGCAUGACUAAAACAACCUCGUGCUUUCUGAAAAUGGAUGUCAUACUUGCAAAUCCAGUUCGCAUUUUUAACAUCGAGCUGGAGAUUAUGGACAUUAAUGACAACGCGCCGGUGUUUCGCAGGAAGACAAUGCACUUAGACAUUUCCGAGGCAACCCCUCCCGGUGAGAGAUUCUCAUUGACAAACGCCGUGGAUGCGGAUGUGGGGGCGAAUUCAAUCAAGACCUACUAUCUCAGUGAAAGCAAAUACUUCAACAUCGACAUCCAGACCGGCAGCGAUGGCUCCAAAUAUGUCGAUUUAGUGCUCAGUGGUAAUUUGGACAGAGAGGAGCAUGCAGUUCAUGAUUUAAUUUUAACCGCUGUGGAUGGAGGUGUGCCUCCGCGCUCCGGCACAGCCAGCAUCAUUAUUAACGUCCUGGAUAUCAACGACAACGCCCCCCUGUUCAGUCUGCCGGUAUAUGCAGUCAACGUUUCAGAGAACUCGGCAGCAGGAACAGUAGUCAUGACCUUAAACGCAACAGACUUGGACGAAGGCACAAACGCUCAGUUGAUAUAUUCAUAUACACUGUACACAUCCGAGAAGACACAGGAGGUAUUCUCACUUGAUCCGAAUUCAGGUGAGAUCAAGGUGAAGGGGGUGAUCGAUUACGAAGAGAGCCAGAGUUUUGAGAUGCACAUACAGGCUCAGGACAGAGGGACAAAUCCUCUGUCUGGACACUGUAAAGUCACAGUGUUUGUGACAGAUCUGAAUGAUAACUACCCUGAAGUGACCAUCAAGUCUCUGAAAAGUGCGCUGACCGAGGAUGUCUCUGUAGGGACGCUGAUUGCAGUGGUCAGUGUCAGUGACAGGGACUCUGGAGCCAACGGGGAAGUGGAGCUCACUUUGAAUAGGCAAGAAACGUUACCGUUCGUCUUAAGCAAAUCCUCAGAGGGUUACUUUGAAAUGCUGGUGUCAAAACCACUGGACAGGGAGGUAAUAAGCAAAUAUGACAUCAUACUGAGAGUGACAGAUAAAGGUGUGCCACCCUUAUCUGAAAAUGAAACAAUCACUUUAGAUAUUCUGGAUGUCAAUGACAAUGCACCCACAUUCUCCCAGUCCUUCUACACAAUCCAUGUUACGGAGAAUAAUCCACCAGGGGCAUUAUUGACAUCUCUAAGUGCAUUUGACCCAGAUCUGAAUGAGAACCAGUACUUGGUUUAUUUCAUAAUGGAGAAAGAAAUUGUUAACAUGUCCAUGUCAAUGUUGUUUUCUAUCAAUCCUGAGAACGGUGAUCUUUAUGCCCUGAAGACCUUUGAUUAUGAGAGAGAAAGAGACUUCCUUUUCCACAUUGAGACAAGAGACUCUGGUGUUCCCCCGCUGAGCAGCAAUUGUACCGUGCAUAUCAUUAUUAUGGACCAAAAUGACAACACCCCUCUCAUAGUGUCACCUUGGCGCGCACAGGGCUCUGUUGUAGAGGAGGUGAUACCAAGGUCAACUGAUAAGGGACACUUGGUGGCCAAAGUGAUUGCCAUCGAUGCAGACUCGGAGCAGAACUCCAGGGUCACGUAUCAGCUGCUUCAGAUCAGUGACUCAACCCUCUUCAGCCUGGAUCAGUACAACGGUGAGAUCCGGACAACAAGGAUGUUCAGUUACAGAGACCCAAGACAACAGAGGCUGGUAAUUGUUGCCAAAGACAAUGGUCAACCUGCUCUUUCGGCUACGGUCACCAUCAAGAUAUCAACAGUGGAACACGCCAUGUCCUUUUCAGAGACUACAGAGCUACCACUAGACUAUGACGUCUUCACAGACCUAAACCUUUACUUAGUGAUAGGUUUAGGAGCGGUGUCCUUUCUGCUACUGAUAACCAUCUUGGUCAUUAUUGUGCUGAAGUGUCAGAAACCAAAGCCAAAAGCCAUCAAGAUCCCUCCAGCCAAUAGAAAUAGUGUGAUCAGCAGGAACAGUGUGAUCAGCCAGAGAAGCUCCACUAUUGCAGAUUCCACUCUGAUCUCCAGCGAUGCCUACUGGUACAGCUUGUUCCUCGCAGAGACCAGGAAGGGCAAAGUGGUCGUGAGACAGCCCAUAAUUCCCAAAGGAGCUGGGUAUUUUGUUUCCAGUAUACCCAGGAGCAUAGGGCCAAGUGAGACCACAGAUUCCAGAGCAUCAACACUGGAGUACUCAAAAUGAAAGGAAGUUCUUUCUACAACUGGAGCAGGGGCCCAGAAGAGAACUGCCAUGAUAUAAUCAUCUCUUCAUGGGAGUCUCUGGCUGAAAAUCUUCCCUGUGACUCACAAAGAUGUUUAAAAAAAACCCUCCCCUAGUCCCGCUGCUCCAGCUGUUCUUUCUCUCUAGUUCCUCCAUCGACCACUAACCACCUCAGCCUUCUACCUUCGUUAAUCUUUUAAGCAUGAACCUGCAUGAUUCUCCAAAUAAGUAUUCGGACAGCAAUUUGAAAUAAUUUCUGGCAGGAUAUGUGGACGUUACUGAAGGGACAUCAUGUCAUAAACCAUUCUCUCUGUAGUGCUCUGAAACUUUUAAAUGGACAAUAUUGCCUUUUCUCCGGGGUUCAGGCUGAGUAUUGUAAUUGUAGAAACCUUCAUCAUUUUACAAUAUUCUUAAGUCAAAGUCAUACAGCAUUUUAUUUAAGCAAGAGUUCAAAGUUUGCCUAAUCCUAAAUAUACACGUGAAUCAGGGUGAAUAUGCUUCUUCCAUAAAUCUGAUAAAACAUAACUGUAACUGGUUAUGUCACCGAUUCAGGCUUUGCACUUGGUUUUUGUCUUCUUUGUCGGUUUUUAAUGAAACGUUUCUACUGUAUUGUGGGUCUUCAGCUGUUUUCACACAUGUACUCCAGAAAAUGUUGGACGAACUAAGUAAGGACAUUGUCUCCAAUUGCCCUUUCCACAUGUAGCACACAAAAGUGAAUAGUUGCUGUGAGAUGCGUGCUCUCUAUUGGAAACACUCUGUGUGGUUUUGGCGAGGGUGCUGCCUUGGUAGACUGUGCAGAAAGCACACUUGCUGUGAAUUCACUGGGCCUGCUCUAUUCUCAAAUGGGUGCAAUCAGAUAUUACAUGGUCUUUUUUUUUUUUACUAGAGAGCUGGCAGGUUAAAGACAUUUGCUUUCUCACAUAGAGCUCUGCUGGAUAUCGUUGAGAAAAGCUCAGGGCUGUGGUGCAAGUGUGAAAACAGCUAUAGUAACUUUCUAAGAAAAAGAGCAAAAAAGAAAAAAAGUCAGUUAUUCAAUUUUAGAUUUUUCUAACCAACAUUCUUUGUGCUCAAGAAGUUCUGAAUGUGUCAAAGUGGCAAAAAAGAAUGAAAGACAAGAAAACAUCAGAAAAAAUAACAUAUUCUAGGUGAUGCAUUGUUUUUCUUUUUUUAUUUGAUUGUAGAUACAGUAGUUCUGUAGGAACAAUAAUGAGAUCAUAAGAGUUAAUUAACACAGAUCUACAUUUUAUACCUGACCGGUCUGGGAGAUAUGAAUUACACUGAAAUAUUGAACUUCCUCAACCAAAGGGGGCAAUCACAAUCAGGAGCAUUUAAAACGCUCAGACACAAUAAAUCGUAUUUAAAAAAAAACAAUCAAAUUUCAAGUUACCUGUGAGAAGGUUUGCUUAUCACAAGCUGUACUCUCCCCAGUGUCAUUCCCCUGAAAGCUGACAAUGCAGAUAUUAACUGUGUUCACUCAUUGCACAAAGUGCAAAUGGAUUAAUUGAAAAAAAAAUGCAUUUAAAGUAAAAAUAGGAAAAAAAAAAAGGAGUAAUAUAGAGCAAGUAUAUCCAAAUGUAUUUAUCAUUGCCAGGGUACAAAGGGAUAUCAGGUACAGGCAAGGACUUUAUGAAUAUUACUGUUUUUAUAUAUUUUUUGGUAGUUACUUUAAAUGCUGCUUUUGUGAGCUUCUUUAAGGGCAUUUUUUGUUGCAUAUUUGUAGUUUAGUGUGUACGAUAUUGUUUUGAUAGUGUACAUAUUAAUAUAUAAAUAAUAAAACUAGAAUACUUCUCUUGACCUCGAAAGUAGCGCUGUUGCACUACUAAUAAGCCCAGGACUUUCAUUACUCAGAAACAAGGAGCUUAUUAACGCCACUUAUUAGGGUGCUAAUUGAUCAGAUGUAACUGCACUGGAUUACGAGACGAAGAGCGUAGUGUUAAUUAUAGUUAUAAUGGUAAAGUGCAUACUCUGCAAGUCCAAAAAUCUGCUGAGCCCGUACACGGUGCAUGAAAAGCAUUAAGCAGAUGACAGCACUUUGAAUCUGACUCUAAAUGUGAUCCCUCGGUAAUGCAGUGAAGGUAGAAGAUUUCAGGAAGUAUCAGUCUUCAUAUUUAGAGUCGGUGAAAUUGAACCUCUCUUCCUCUCUCCUACUGUUGCACCAGGCUGCCCAGACAUAAACACAUCUGUCUGGCUGUCUGUCAGGCUGAAGAUGUCACUUAAGGAGGGAUCUCUCGCUGUGAAGAACAUUUUAUAUGUUUGAUUCAUGUCUGAACCAAUUCGAACAGUGUUUAAAAAAAUUUUUUUUUUUUUUUUAAAGAAAUUGCACAUAUGAUGAGCUCUUUGUGUGCCUUCUGCAUUGUAAAAGAUAAACGUGACUGUUGAUGAAUGAAAUAACGGCAUUCCACUAGUAUUACAAAUUACAGUGACUCCCAUGACACAGUACCUUAAUUUCUUGUUGGAUGGGGCGCAGCCUUUUUGGUUUCAGAGCAGGUUUUCAGUUAAAAACCAACAGAAAAAAACAAUCAACAACAUGCAUUUACUGUAAAAUGAAAUGCUUUAUACUUUGUGUUUUUUCUACAGUAGACCUUUUUGAUAUUUUCUGUAUUCACUGUGACUGAAUGGUGCAGGAGGUGCUUGUGCUCUGUAUUGUAAAAGUGAGUAAUUCUCAUGUGUACACAGCUCAGUUUGACUUUUUUUUCUCGCUGAUUUGCCAGUCAGAUUGUACAGUAUGCUUCGAGAGUUGCAUCAAACGUUAUCCAGUUCCAUUCCACUUAGUGGAUCAAAGACAGUAUGGGUGAGAAUGGUCUUGCUUUGUUUUCAAGUCUAGUCAAUUGUCAGAUUUUGAUGUUGCUUAUUUGGCUUAAAUGUUCUGCCUGAUCAUGCUAGUUUGAAUAAAGCUUUUUAAUCUGU